UAGAAAAAAGAAAAUAAAUUAUACAGAGAGUUGAAUUACAAAAAAAAAAGAGAAAUUUGAGUAUAUUUGGAAAAAUCUAAAACAAAAAAAAAAUUAAUAUAGAAAUUAAGUGUUAUAAAAGUGUGUAAUUUAGUUGCUCAAAAAUCAUAUUUAAAAAUUGAAAAAAAACCAAACAAAUUUAUUUAUUAAUUUUAUUUACUUCCAUUUAAUUAUUUAAUGAUUAUUUUUGUUUUUUAUAAUUUAUAAUAUCCAAUAAUAUUAGUAUAUUUUGUGUGAAAAAAUAAUUUAAUAUCAAAAGCAAAAAUUCAGUACAGUUGAUUUUGAAUACGAUUACGAAUAUAUUGAUGCUGAUAUGGAUGAUCGUGAUAGCUUGUAUUAUGAUACCAUUUCAAUAGGUGGUCAAUCAUCAGAACCUGGAAAUAAUCGACGUUCAUUAUCAUUAUCAAGACAAACAAUUUAUCAUUCAGCUGUUGAUUUACCAUCAGAUCCAAAUCAAAAUAAUUCAACACCAAUAAAAAAUCAAUUAUUAUAUGAUCAAAAUAAAAAUAAUCAUUUAUCACAACCUCAUUUACAUAAUUAUUUAAGUAAUAAUAAUAGUAAUAUAACAGCAUCUGGUACAAUAACAACUGGAACAAAUAGAUCUGAUUUAUUAUCUGGUCAUAAUACUGCCAAUUAUAGUGGAAUACAUUUAUCAUAUGGUGGUGGUAGUGGUAUAAAUAAUCGUAAUUCAGCACCACCAAAUACAUAUUUUAGUAGACAAUCAACAUAUUUAGAUGUCAUUAAUGAUUAUGCAGAUGGACCAAGUUUAACUGGUGGUGGACCACCAGGUGGACAUUCAGAUGAGGUGUCUGCAAGACUUUUAAACGAUAAUAGUUUAACUAAAAAAUUGCCAAUUACGUACUCCCAAUGGAAAACUAGGACGUGGCGUCGAUUUCAAGAUGGUGAAAGAUCUGUUGAUUUUGUAUUGGCAUAUAGGGGUGAUGAUCCAAAUCCACAAAACCAUGUUAAAAGGCAAACAUUUGAACAGAAUUUAGAAAAAGAAGGAUUACAAUUAGAACGGGAAAAAACUCAAAAAAUUCACUUUGUUAAAAUUCAUGCACCAUUAGAUGUUCUAAAACGUUACUGUGAAAUAUUAAAAAUUAAGAUGCCAAUUAAAAAGUUGCGCGAACAAGAUAUGUGCAAUGUACCAGAAUUUCAAUUAAUGCAAGAAAUGAAAUCAUUUUUUGGUCGACCUUUUCAAUUUGUUAAAUUAGAUCCAGAAAAAUUUCCACCAAGAGAUUAUAAAUUACAUUUUGAUUAUUCUAGAAAUUAUGAAUAUUUAUUUGAUUCAGAUAACCAAGAUUUUUUUGAUUCAACUGUAAGAAUUGUUGUUAUUAAUUUUAUAUUGGAACGACAACGUUUUAUAAAUGAUGAUGAAUUUGGUAUUAAUACGGCAAAAACACAAAAUCUUAUAGGAAUAGAAAAACUUUUACAAGAUAAAGUUUAUGAGAAUGCAUUUCCUUUACAUGAUGGUGAUGGUUAUACAUUUGGAAGUCAACGAUAUCUUUUGUUAACAGAAUGGGCUUCACUUAAAAAAUGGAUAAAGCAUCAACCAUUAGAUUAUAUUAAAGAAUAUUUUGGACCGAAAAUUGCCUUAUAUUUUGCUUGGUUAGGUUUUUAUACACAUAUGUUAAUUCCAGCUUCUGUAGUCGGUAUUAUAUGUUUUUUAUAUGGUUUAGCAACAUUAUCAUCUGAUAAGCUCAGUAAUGAUAUAUGUAAUGAGAAUAAUACAAUCAUUAUGUGCCCACAAUGUGAUGUUAAAUGUGACUAUUGGUUAUUAAAAGAAACCUGUACAUCAUCAAAAUUCAAUUAUUUAUUUGAUAAUGGUUUAACGUUAAUGUUUGCGCUGUUUAUGUCCUUUUGGGCUGCCUUAUAUUUAGAAUUAUGGAAACGAUAUUCAGCUAGUUUAAUACAUCGUUGGGGUUUAACAGAUUUUUCAGAUCAAGUUGAACACCCAAGACCACAAUAUCUUGCCAAAAUACAAAAUUCAAAAAAUGCAGCUACAAAAUUUAAUGUUGUUCAUAAAGUUUUAGAACCGCAUGUGCCUUUUUGGAAAGUUAAAUUUCCAUCAUUCGUAAUGAGUUAUUCAGUAGCUAUAUUAUUUAUUUGUUUAUCAGUUUGUGCAAUAUUUUCAUUAAUAGUUUAUCGUAUGUCACAACGUACAGCACAUAAUUUAUAUGGUAAUCGUGAUACAAUGACAUAUAAAAUAAUGGUAUUACCAUUAACUGCCGGUAUUAUUGAUUUAAUUGUAAUAACAAUAUUAGAUCAAGUAUACGGUUAUUUAGCUGUAUUUUUAACUGAUAUUGAAUAUCGUCGUACACAUACUGAAUAUAAUGAAAGUCUGACUAUUAAAAUGUACCUAUUUCAAUUUAUUAAUUAUUAUUCAUCGUUAUUUUAUAUCGUAUUUUUAAAAGGUAAAUUUGUUGGUUAUCCAGCUAAAUAUAAUAGAAUAUUUUCAUUUCGACAAGAGGAAUGUAAUCCUGGCGGUUGUUUAAUGGAAUUAUGUCUUCAAUUAUGUAUUAUAAUGAUGGGUAAACAAAUUGUAAAUGCAUUAAUUGAAAUGCUAUUACCAUAUUUAAUAAAAACAUAUAGUAAAUUAAGAAUACGUUUUGGUUUAUCAACUGGUGACAGUAAAGAAAAAUUAAUAUCAUGUAAUCAAUGGACUGAUGAUUAUCAUUUGCUUAAAUGGACAAAUACAUCAUUAUUUAGUGAAUAUUUAGAAAUGAUUUUGCAGUAUGGCUUUAUUACAAUUUUUGUUGUUGCGUUUCCAUUAGCACCAGUAUUUGCCUUAUUAAAUAAUAUUGUUGAAAUGAGGUUAGAUGCUUUAAAAUUAUUAAAAUUCUAUCAAAGACCAAUUGCACAAAGAAUUAAAGAUAUUGGAGUUUGGUAUAAUAUAAUGUCAAUUGUUAGCAGGAUAGCUGUAGGAACAAGUGCAUUUAUAAUAGCAUUCUCAUCCAAUUUUAUACCAAAAUUAGUUUAUAAAUAUACAGUUAAUUCGGAGCAUAAUUAUGAUGGUUAUCUUAAUUUCACAUUAGCUUAUUUCGAUACAAGAGACUUUCAGGAGGGAACAGCGCCAAUGCAGAGUCAUUUCCAAAACGUUAGUGAAUGUCGUUAUCCUGAAUUUCGUAAUCCAUAUAAUAUAGCCAAUGAGGAAGAAAAAUAUAAGAGACCAUUAAUAUAUUGGAGGAUAUUCACAGCUCGGCUAGCUUUUAUUGUAAUUUUCCAGAAUAUUGUGGGCAUGGUUCAAUCAUUAGUUGCAUGGACAAUACCUGAUGUACCCGGUAAAUUAAGAAAUCGUAUUAAACGUGAAGAAUAUUUAACAAGAGAAUUAAUUAUUGAACAUGAAAAACGCGAAGCAAUCCGAAAAGAAAUUAAUAAAGAUAAUAAUGAUGAAAACAAUGAUAAUGGUGGUGAUAGUAUAUCAAAUCAAAGACCAUUACAAACAUCUGAAUCUACAUUUAAAGAUAAUACUAGUAAAGUAAAUGAAAUUGAUGAAAAAUCAAUAAAUAAACAUCAAUCACAAUUGCCACAACCAUCGAAUAAUUCAUCAACAUCAACAACAACAACUCUUGUUCCAACAAUUCAAACACCAGUCGAUGAUGCAAAUGUAGUAGAUUCAAAUUCAAGCUCAAAUUUAUUGGAUACCGAAUCGGAUAUGAUUGAUACACCAUUAUAUGCUCAACCUUUAACACAUCCUCCAGAAAUGACUGAAUCUCUUAAUUAUCCUAGAAGACGUUUACAACCUGAAUAUUAUUUGGAUAGAACAACACCAGUUUGAGAUUUACUUAAAAAACAUCAUUUGUACAUUUUAUAUGAAUAGGAUCAUAGGAUUAAAUAAAAACAAAAAUUAUUGUAAAAUAUGUAAUUAUUUAUAAAAAUUGUAAAAAUCGAAAUUUUACAUACAACUUUGUAUAUAAUAUUAUGACAUACUUACAAUUUAAGUUUAUAUAGGGAAAAUAAACUCUCUUUUAGUUUAAGCUUUUAUGUUUUAUAAUGUUUUAUAAUGAAAAUAACAAAAAAAAAAAACAAAUCCGUUUAGAUUUUUGAUAAAAAAUUAAU
Messenger RNA from Condylostylus longicornis, 4098 nucleotides. Its product is annotated as anoctamin-5. The transcript is spliced from 14 exons. Gene Ontology annotation, cellular component: plasma membrane. Lineage: Eukaryota; Metazoa; Arthropoda; Insecta; Diptera; Dolichopodidae. Bases 353 to 3817 code for a protein of 1154 amino acids. Gene Ontology annotation, molecular function: protein dimerization activity; chloride channel activity. Gene Ontology annotation, biological process: chloride transmembrane transport. The record is from RefSeq and is a predicted model, not a curated record.